Rhizoctonia solani is the source of this 5400-nucleotide messenger RNA. Its product is annotated as indoleamine 2,3-dioxygenase. NCBI's taxonomy places the organism in Eukaryota, Fungi, Basidiomycota, Agaricomycetes, Cantharellales, Ceratobasidiaceae. Gene Ontology annotation, cellular component: cytoplasm. Gene Ontology annotation, biological process: protein deubiquitination; 'de novo' NAD+ biosynthetic process from L-tryptophan. The record is from RefSeq and is a predicted model, not a curated record. Gene Ontology annotation, molecular function: indoleamine 2,3-dioxygenase activity; metal ion binding; heme binding. The coding region runs from base 1 to 5400 and encodes 1799 amino acids. The transcript is spliced from 17 exons.
AUGACUCAAGUAGAUCCCUCUUCCAAGCCUGCGACCCCGACUGAUGUCCCAAAGUCUGAGGAGAAGAAACUAGUAGAGGCCAAGUCAACAGCUGUUACUGCUAAGCCGCUAGAUCCCACCACGACUGGAGAGCCACAGAUCGACACUACCCCGCUCGCCGAUCCUAAAGCAAACCCAGAUUAUCGUCCACCAGAAUUAGUGUCGAACACAACUCCCAAAGUCUCGUUUGAUCCUACAACGGGUGGAGUAUGGCAAGACGCAGACAGUGGCGCUAUGGGCUGGGGACAGGGUCAAACUAAUGACUGGAACAAAGCCAACGAUGACUGGAUUCGAAACGCUAAAGAUUGGGAAACUGAACCAGGAACCUUUGGUGCCAGCCAGUGGGCAGCACAGGACGCAACGGCAGCCGACUGGGGGAUGGAUACGGCCGAAAUAGCUCGAUGGUGGGAUCCGCAGCUGAACCAGCGAAAGCCUGGUCCCGGGAUGGUUGCUCCCCGGGCAAUCGAAAUGAUGCACAACUCUGAUCACGUCUUGUACGAAGUCACGAUUUCCGGGAAUCCGACCCCCGAGCCUCAGGCGUCCUCUGCGUUGUCCCCGAAAUCAUCCGUCUCUUCUACCUUGGGUGCGUUGAACUCGCCUGCUGUCGGGUCUAUGCCGCUAGCUUCGCCUACACCCGGGCCCGCGCCGUCUCUUCCCUCCACAUCAGCAGAGCCAACUCAAGCCCCAGAACCCGCGGUUCCACACGUGCUUCCGACGGACGAAGAGCUCCGCGAUGCAACCCCUCAUCCUGCUGCGCUAUAUUGUCGCAAGCAUCACGGCUGGGUCGUCCUGUUCGUUUCUACCACCUCUGCCACCGCAUCCCAUUUGGCCGCGCAUUGGUGUUCCGAUCCCGACAAGAAAGCUCUUUUGAGUAAGCUUCCUGACCCAUCCCUUCGCACCAACAAGGACUGCCUAGACCCCGACGCAUCCUCCGAAUGGCCCCUGAGCUCGAGUACAGAGCACAAGAUGCACCAUUUCCACAAGUAUCCCAACUGCGUUGCCGGUUCUGGGCUGUUCCCCGCUUUGAAACGACCGAGCACGGGGACUAAAGCCAACGGCGACGUCGAAAUGGCAACUGGAUCACAGGCGCAGGAUACCCAAAAUGGAUUUCGCUCGGGCUGGGAACAGGCGACUCGUGCAGAGCAUUUGGAUCUCUAUCUCUGUUGCCAGUGCAAAACUCAAAUACUGUGCACACCGGGCGGGAGUGUUAUACCCUGUAUUACUCCGCUGAGCUCCAUAGAAGGCUUUGUUCAGGAUAGAUCUGCGAAUCCUAAGCCGGGACAGACCAAGGAACAGAGCGCGCUGGGGGCUCUAGAGAUGUUAUUACGGAUUGUAGAGGAACCGUUGUGGAUCGGCAAUAACAAAGCUCUGCCGGUGUCUGGAAAGGUUUUCAGUGCCAAGGUAGGGUGGACUGAGCAUACUCAACGAAUUUUCGAAGCCAUUGGCUUUACUAUCGAGGAUAACCGCCUUGCCCCGCCCUUACUCGAUGCGACCACACCCGAAGGCCGUGCUUCCCGGCUAAAACUAUUGCGAGUUUGGGUAGAAAUUGGGGCAGUGAUUGCUGAUCUUACUGCGCGAAACCCCAAGCUGGUCUCAGCCCGAAAAAAUUGCAUACGGGUGAAGAACAGUCGUGAGGGCUUGGCAGAGCGUCUUGGAUCCAACCCUGAUAAAAUACCUCGAGUUGAGGACCUCAGAGUUCUAAGCACCAUACCAACCAGAGUUUGGGAUGAUCUCGGAAUAACCGGUUCUACCGCUACCCCAGCGAUUGUUGAUUUUGCGUAUCAUGCUCAGCUUCGUUGUGAUCCUGCCGAAACCCCCACAUACUACGAUGCAAUCGAAACACUCUCUCGACAAUCCCAAUUCCCAAACGUCUCGGCAGUUCAGUCUCUUGUAGCAGUAGAAGCCUCAAAAGGCCGAUGGUCUAUCACCGAACUCCAAGCCGCGGCCGGGAAACUCGGGUUCGGAACGGAAAAUAUCAUCGGUUCAGAAUACAUACCUGAAGACACUGACGACGAUUAUAUAUUUUCAGCGUUCCAGGCGGCUAGGAAACUGGCCAGCGCGGAUCCGGCCAAGCGCUCAGAGAUCGAGCGCAGUUUGAGAAUUCUGGCAGAAUCCAGAGCGAGCGAGGUGCUCAUGAAGCGUUACGAUGAGAUUAUGGCGCCAAAUUAUAUGGACACCGAUGAGGCGUAUAGGGUUUUGGAAGUCAGUCGAGAUGUGGACGAUGAUACGCUGGUGGUAGUUUAUCAAGUUCGAAUCGACGACUCUCCUUACUCCAAGGACCGUAUGAAAGCCGCACUCACGCGCGUGGCCGAGGAUCGAAAUAGUACGCGACUCAAGGAACUAGUAGAUACGGGGAUAGAUCCUGGAAAGGCUGCGGUGGUGGUACCUCAAGAUUUCCCUCGUGGACUGCACCAGCUCGGCAAUACAUGCUACCUGAACUCUCUGCUCCAGUACUUUUACACCAUCAAAGAACUCCGCGAAGUGAUCGAGAGCGGGAGUUUUGAUCUCGAAACGCCAAUUUCGGAGGAAGACCUCAUGAAGCACCGGAUUGGGGGACGGUUGGUUACUCGCCGUGAAGUCGAGAGGUCCAAGAAAUUUGUCAAGCUUUUGAGUGGGCUUUUCAUGCAGAUGAUGUGUGCGGACGAUGCAGCCAUCACCCCGGAAAUCGAACUCGCCAAAUUGGCGCUUGUUACUUCUAAAGACGAGGAGGAGGAUGCUGCUGAACAAUCUGCUACAGCCGAGCCCUCGGAGAUAACUGCCAAAAUCGACGGUGCACCUGAACCAGCUCUUGCAGAGAAACCCGAUGAAGCAAUGGAGACUCAACCUAUUGAGCAGCCCGAGGCCAAUCAGGCUCAAGACACGAUAAUGCAAUCAAGACCGGCAAGCCCCCCGUCGACAAUCAAGGAUGGAGACGAAGAUAUGCAGUUGGCCACGUCCACAGAAGACGACAAGGCUCAAGAUGGCGAUGAUGGGGAUUCUAUGGUCGUAGAAAUGGGCGAUGAUCCACCCAGCACUGCUGAAGAGGUUGAAGUCAUGCCUUCUCGGAAGAAAUCCACAAUGGUGCCUGAUUCUGGCGCGAUGAUGUUUGGGAAACAGCACGACGUCUCUGAGGUCUUUGACAACUGCAUGUUCCAAAUCGAAACAGCACUUCGGUUCGAAAACCCAGCAAGCUCGGAAGAAGCAGGAAGUGGGACAAUUAAGAAACUUUUCUAUGGCAAAUUGCUCCAACGCUUGAGCCCUAUCAUCGACCCUACCAGUAGCCCAACGACGUCGAAACGUAUGGCGACCGUGCAUGAGAAGGAAGAUUUAUUCUCGCAUUUACUUGUAAACGUAUCUGACGAAGGUUUUGAUUUGUACGACGGGUUGAGCGGGUAUUUUGAGGACGAGGUCGAACACGGAGGCAGGAGAUCUAGAAUGGAGGUUUCGCUUUUGGAUCUUCCUCCAAUUCUUCAGAUCCAGCUGCAACGAGUACAAUUCAACCGCGAGACUAUGCAAGCGUUCAAAUCGAAUGCAUACAUCAAAUUUGAGGAAACACUGCUGUUGGACAGAUUUUUGGCCAACAUGGAUCCCGUGAAGAAAGCCCAAAGUAAAAAUAUCGAGUUGGAAUUGGCUGCCUGUAGGGAACGACUACGAGCUUUGGGACAAGUAGACAGUAACAAGCUUACUGCGUCGAUCGACGGUGCCAAGAAAUUCUUAUACUCGAUUAAGGACGAGCAUGUCGACGUUGAUGAUGAACUCCUUGCGCAUCUAAAAGAAGAGGUCAUAUCUAUUGAGGAAGAGAUAGCUGACAAACGUACACGAUGCCAGCAGCUCAAAGAGCAGCUCGAAGCAUUUUGGAAGGACGAACGAGAAGCUGAAUAUCACCUUGCAUCGGUCUUUAUACACAGGGGAACAUCACCCUCUUUUGGACACUACUUUUUCUACGCCCGACAUCUCCCCGGAAAACCAGACGAGUGGUUCAAGUAUAAUGACAGCGAGGUGAUCGCCGUCCCCAAGGAUGAGGUUCUGGCAGAUGGCACUGGCUCGACAGCCAAUCCAUAUCUUUACUCUAUCUCACAUUUGACGGGGUUUGCUCCGCCCAAGCCAAAGGCUCCCGCCGUCAAGUUUUCAUCUCCAAGCCUUGAUCCAUGGCUCGAUGUCUCUCUAAAGAUCGCCACUCUAUUGACCGAGUCAAACGAAGCGUUUAGGUCUGCUGUUGAAAAGCUGCCUCUUCUCGCUGUUCCCGAUAGUGCUCCAAUCGAAGAAUGGCGAUUGGCGUAUACAGUCCUAUCGACCGUCGCAGCGGCCUAUAUCUGGGGCAAAGAUCCGGAAUCGGGCAUAGUCGAUAAGCUUCCAUAUGUGAUUGCUUGUCCCCUCCAGGAUGUCGCAGACGCUCUCGGCGUGGAACCUGGUUUGACCUAUAUCGUAGGAGGAAUCUGGAAUCACCAGUAUCGUGAAGAAAGGUCAAGCGAAGAAGAUGGCCAGUUGGAUACUAUCGUCUCUUUUACGGAUGCUCCAGAUGAAACACACUUCAAUUUAACGACGCUCCGGGUUGAACGUGCUGGCGGAGAUGGUCUUCUCCAAGGAUUGAUCGUCUCCCAACUUGUAGCACGCGCUAUUCGGUUGACCAUGUCGGCAUCUCACAAUCAUAACUCUCAUGAUCAUGGUCCUCACAGUCACCAAAAACCAGGGAACCUCAUGUCGCUGGACGAAGUCCAUCAAGCUAUGGCUGAUGCUUUCCACAAAAUGGAGACGUCCAUCUCUCAAUGCACCGUCGAACUCUCCAAGAUGCGGAACGGAUGUGGUGUUGACUUCUUUUACAACAAGUUGAGGCCAUUCCUUGGAGGGUUCGGUUCUCAUCCCAGUCAACCCAAUGGCGUGUUCUAUCCCUCUUCUCCCGACGGAACCAAGGGAGAAUGGCUCAAACUUAGCGGCGCGACAGCCGGACAGUCAUCUCUCUUCCAAGCAUUCGAUACAUUACUCAUGGUCGUCCACCCGAACAACCAAGACCAAGGUCCUUUCGCGAAGAAGAUGAGGAAAGCUAUGCCGGCAUCCCAUGUCCAAUUUCUUGAGACAAUACCUACGCUGCCUUCGAUUAGGGGUUAUAUCCAAUCGCUUCUUUCCAAGCCCGAAUCGUCGCCGGGAGAACGCGCCGUGAUCGGAGGCUACAAUGCCACGGUGCGAGAACUCGAAGGGUUCAGGAACGAACAUAUCAAAAUCGUUACCCUGUAUGUGAUCGGGCCAGCUCGACGUGCCCAACAAACUACUGCAGGUGGAGCAGAGGAUGAUUCACAAAUGCGCGGUACGGGUGGGAGUAACUUGGCGAGAUUGCUCAAGGGGAUGAGGGAUGAUACGAAGCGGACCACGCUAGAACGCGAAUGA